Dendrobium catenatum is the source of this 986-nucleotide messenger RNA. RefSeq names its product glycine-rich domain-containing protein 1. The record is from RefSeq and is a predicted model, not a curated record. Lineage: Eukaryota; Viridiplantae; Streptophyta; Magnoliopsida; Asparagales; Orchidaceae.
CUAAAACUCUUCCCUGGUAGAAUGCUCGAAUAUCAACCCAAGCAUGCAAUGCAUUAUAAGCUUGAGGACUUCAUGACAGUUGUAGAAUUCUCUGCUGAAAACCCGUAUGGUAAAGCUAUAGCUUUGUUUGACAUGAAAUCUGGUCUUGUUCAGGUUAGUGAAGACUGGUUUGUCUUGCCUGCUCUCCUGAUAUCAUUUAUACUUUCGGGCCUAUUUAAGAAGGGUGGGCCAAUUACAGUUACUCAUUCGGAGAAUCUCAUAGAUGUCACCAGUUUGGAUGUGAAAGCCAGGGAUGAUUACACAUCGGCCACAAAUGUGGUAGCUAUUGAAUCUGCAAGCACAUUAGCUCUAGAUAAGAGCUUCAGUGACAAUAUGGGAUGUGUGGACAAAGGUAAUUCUGCCAAUGCCGGGGCUUGUGGUGGCUGUGGUGCCGGUUGUGGUGGCGACUGUGGAACCAUGGUAAAGAGCGGUGGCUGUGGCACUGGAUGUGGUGGCAGCGGUUGCGGAGAUGGAUUCGCAAGUGCCAAACGUACUGGCUGCGACGAUGGUGGUGGUUGUGGAGGCUGUGGUGGUGGUGGAGGUUGUGGAGGCUGUGGUGCAGCGAUAAAUUUUAAUGGAUCAAGGCAAGCCUCUAGUGAGGUAACUCCUGUUGGUGCUUAGCCAUUUGUUAUCGUGUAUGCUUGUACGUAAAUAAAGGUUCAGAUUAUUUAACUAAUAACGGUGGCUAUUACUAUUUUGGUUGUCCACGGCAACCAGAACUAGUUCUAGCUUUGUUCAAUACAAGCAAAAGCUUUGCGAUCAAUCUUGUUGAUGAACACAGCAAUUCUGUUGUGGUGGAUGGUCUUACAGUUCUAGUAGAAGUUGUAAUUCAAUCAAAAAACUCAGCAUCAAUACGCAGUCAUCAUGUAACUAUUUCUUCAUUUGCCCUGUAAUGCUGCUCCCUGCAUAUUUACUUUGAAUGUGGAUUUAGCAGUUUUUUUCUGGCA